Messenger RNA from Hydatigera taeniaeformis, 444 nucleotides. The record is from the annotation of a GenBank genome assembly. Lineage: Eukaryota; Metazoa; Platyhelminthes; Cestoda; Cyclophyllidea; Taeniidae.
CAAUUGGAUCGAGUCAACGAUCAAAUGAACGUCAUUCACGAGGACAUCAAAAGCACCGAGAAGAAUUUGGACAAUUUGGAGAAGUGUUGUGGCAUUUUCACAUUGCCGUGGAAAAGGGUUAAGCGUCCCGGUAAUGACAAACACUUCAAGGCGCGUGAAUACACAGCACCGACAACCGAACAGCCCUCAAAGCCAAACUUUGGCAAAAAGACGCCUGCUAGUGGAGAUCCCUCCCAGGUCAAUGGUCCCUUCAUCCAACGUGUAAACCUUGCUCUAGCUCUGCUCCACUCCUAUCUCACCUGUGUUUGCCGAUCGUAUAACUUGCUUCGUAUUCGAUCAUGUGAUCUUCAUCCAACGCCACAAAGUUGGCUUUUACCGCUCAACGGAAUGUCACUGACCAUGAAGCACAGAGGUGCUCUUGCUCUUUCCUCUUUUUUCCUCUAG